AUGCCCAGCGCAACUGGGCAAAAUUGGGAGAAGUACCAAAAACAAUAUGCAGACGAUGAGGAGCCAGAGAAGAAGAUAACGCCGCUAUCAGAUGAGGACAUACAAGUUCUGAAAACAUAUGGCGCGGCACCAUACGCAGCAGGUUUGAAGAGAUUAGAAAAGCAGAUCAAAGAGAAACAGACAAGCGUAAACGAGAAGAUAGGCGUCAAGGAAUCAGACACUGGGCUCGCCCCUCCUCAUCUAUGGGACAUACCAGCCGAUCGACAACGAAUGUCCGAAGACCAUCCUCUCCAAGUCGCUCGUUGUACGAAGAUAAUCCAAGAUGAAAAAGACGCCGAAAAAUCUAAAUACGUAAUCAACGUCAAACAAAUUGCCAAAUUCGUCGUGAAACUCGGCGAGCGUGUCUCUCCCACCGACAUCGAAGAAGGCAUGCGCGUCGGCGUCGACCGCAACAAAUAUGAAAUUCUCCUCCCCCUCCCUCCCAAGAUCGACCCUUCCGUAACCAUGAUGACUGUCGAGGACAAACCAGACGUCACCUACUCCGAUGUUGGUGGUUGCAAAGAGCAAAUCGAAAAGAUCCGCGAAGUCGUAGAAAUGCCCUUACUCUCCCCUGAACGCUUUGUCUCUUUGGGCAUCGACCCCCCCAAAGGCGCUCUUCUCUACGGCCCACCCGGCACAGGCAAAACCCUCUGCGCUCGCGCGGUAGCCAAUAGAACAGACGCAACAUUCAUCCGGGUAAUAGGUAGCGAACUAGUGCAGAAAUACGUCGGCGAAGGAGCACGAAUGGUGCGCGAACUCUUCGAGAUGGCUCGAACGAAAAAAGCAUGCAUAAUCUUCUUCGACGAGAUCGACGCCAUAGGCGGCGCGCGGUUCGACGAUGGCGCAGGCGGAGACAACGAGGUGCAGCGGACAAUGUUGGAGCUCAUCACCCAACUCGACGGGUUCGAUUCGCGAGGAAACAUCAAAGUCAUGUUCGCUACCAACCGCCCGUCUACUCUCGACCCGGCAUUGAUGCGACCAGGGCGUAUCGAUCGGAAGAUUGAAUUCGCUCUCCCGGAUCUUGACGGGCGGGCGAAUAUUCUGAGGAUUCAUGCGAAGAGUAUGAGCGUGGAGAGGGACAUUCGAUGGGAGUUGAUCAGCCGGUUGUGUCCCAACAGCACGGGAGCGGAGUUGAGGAGUGUGGCUACGGAGGCAGGCAUGUUUGCUAUCCGGGCGAGACGGAAGGUGGCGACGGAGAAGGACUUCUUGGCGAGUGUGGACAAGGUCAUUAAGGGGCAGCUGAAGUUUAAUAGCACAGCGGCUUAUGCGCAGUAUAAUUGA
This is a messenger RNA of Bacidia gigantensis, 1320 nucleotides long. RefSeq names its product 26S proteasome regulatory subunit 7 (gene RPT1). The coding region runs from base 1 to 1320 and encodes 439 amino acids. The record is from RefSeq and is a predicted model, not a curated record. Gene Ontology annotation, biological process: proteasome-mediated ubiquitin-dependent protein catabolic process. Gene Ontology annotation, cellular component: proteasome regulatory particle, base subcomplex. Gene Ontology annotation, molecular function: ATP binding; proteasome-activating activity; ATP hydrolysis activity. Lineage: Eukaryota; Fungi; Ascomycota; Lecanoromycetes; Lecanorales; Ramalinaceae. The transcript has 3 exons.